Odontomachus brunneus is the source of this 2006-nucleotide messenger RNA. RefSeq names its product CWF19-like protein 1. Gene Ontology annotation, biological process: mRNA splicing, via spliceosome. The transcript has 4 exons. Gene Ontology annotation, cellular component: post-mRNA release spliceosomal complex. The coding region runs from base 225 to 1790 and encodes 521 amino acids. The record is from RefSeq and is a predicted model, not a curated record. NCBI's taxonomy places the organism in Eukaryota, Metazoa, Arthropoda, Insecta, Hymenoptera, Formicidae. Gene Ontology annotation, molecular function: RNA lariat debranching enzyme activator activity.
ACACCAUGUAUAUUUCUACCAUGGAGUCAACCAUAUAUAACAGAAAAUAGUAUAUGUUGUACUAACCUAAAGCUAUAUUUCUUUGAACUGAAUUUUCCCAAAUUGAAGGUUAGGAUAUAUUGUUACAUUAUAACAAAAAAAUUCUUGGGAAAGAUCUGGAAAGCUCCAUUGAAAACAAUCCAGAGAAAGAAGAAAAAUCUAUUACACAAUCUAUAUUAACAAAUAUGAGUGAUAAGCAGAAGGUUCUCAUCUGCGGGGAUGUGGAGGGUAAUUUCAAUUUUUUAUUCUCCAAAGUAGAUGCUAUCAAUAAGAAGAGUGGCCCAUUUGACUUCUUAUUGUGCGUCGGUAAUUUUUUUGGCAAGGACAAUACAGAGUUAAAACCUUAUAUAUCUGGCGAGAAAACUAUCUCAGUUUCAACAUACAUUGUGGGACCUAACAGAGAAUCGGACUUGAAGCAUUAUUCUGAUGGGGAUGGAUACGAGAUAUGCCAAAAUCUAACGUAUCUUGGCAAACGUGGCCUUUAUACUGCUAGUUCAGGCCUCAAAAUAGCAUAUCUCAGUGGAAUUGAAAAAAUUGCAGAUGAUAACAAAUCUGUAAGCUUCAACGAGCUAGAUGUUAUAUGCAUCAAAAAUAGUUGUUUAAAAGGCCAACCGAGUUUUCGUGGGGUGGAUAUCCUGUUAACAUCACCAUGGCCUGAUGGUAUCAUCAAUUUUGACCCGAAUAAUCCAAAAUACAAAUAUCAAGGUUCAAAAUUAAUUGCCUGGCUCACUACUCAUAUCAAACCCAGAUAUCAUGUAUCAGCUUUAGAAGGGACAUAUUAUGAACGACCACCAUACAGAAAUCAAAGUCAGGGUGAAGGAAAUAUAGAAAUAGCUACUAGGUUUAUAGCUCUAGCGCCAGUAAUGAAUGUUAAUAAGAAAAAAUGGUUGUACGCGUUGAAUUUAACUCCCGUCGAUCGGACCAGACUGUCGGAUUUAGUUAUGAAAACGACAGACGAGACACCAAGCCCCUUUCCCAGGUCGAUGCUGUCUGACCACCCGACAUCACAGAAGCAGAGUCAUAUGCAAUUCUUCUAUGACAUGGAUUCGAAGGAAAGCGGAAAAAUGUCGCGGCACCAGAACGACGGUUCCAUUAAAAGGCCAAAGUUGGAAUUUGAUCAGUCGAAAUGCUGGUUUUGCUUGUCCAGUCCAGUGGUAUCCAAACAUCUGGUUAUUUCAGUCGGCACAGAGAUUUACUUAGCGUUAGCUAAGGGUGGUCUGGUAGAAGACCAUCUCUUGAUUCUCCCGAUAACGCAUCAUCAAAGUUUGUCGAUUCUACCGAAGAAUGUAAAGGAUGAGAUGGAUCUAUACAAAAAAGCAGUAACCAAGUACUACGAAAGCACGGAUAGAGUGCCUGUAUUCUUCGAGAGAAAUUUCAAAACGUCUCAUUGUCAAUUACAAACAGUGCCCGUUCAUAAAAAUCAAGCACCCGCGCUGAAAGAGAUGUUUGAGGAGUUAGCCGAAUGUAAUAAUUUUAAAAUAUCGGAGUUACCGUCACAUACGGAUCUGCAGCAGAUUGCAAAACCUGGAGUUUUGUAUUUUUAUGCAGAAUUACCGAGCGGAGAAAUAUUAUAUUAUAGAAUUAAGAAAGACUUUCCGCUGCAAUUUGGCAGAGAAGUAUUAGCAUCCGACAGGAUAUUGGAUAUUAAUGAUAGGUCCGACUGGAAGGAUUGCCAUAUGAGUCAAGAUGAAGAAAUUGAAGUAGCAAAGAAAAUUAGGAAACAAUUUAUCCCGUUUGAUAUAGAUAUUUGAAAACUUUUACUGCUGCUUUUUUAUUAAGGCAAUGUGUAUAUAUUUCAACAAAAAAUAAUGAUUGUAACCGUUAUUUAUUUUUAUCUUGAUCUUUAUAAUAUAAUCUCUGUUACAAGUGUAUAAAAUAUGUACAUAGUUUAGAUAUAUACAACUUUAUGGCACAAACAAUAGACUUAUCUGCAAAAAUUAGCUUAGUAUUAAAAUGUUGCUGAGUUA